UUUGCCACAGUUCGUGCACCAGCUGCACGGGACCUUUGUCUACUCAGUGUACGUCCUGCUCCUUUCCCCAGGCCUUCUACCAGGGCCAGUGUCUCCUCGCUUGCGGAGAGGGCUUUUAUCAGCACCACAACCUCUGUAAAGGUUGCCAUUCAUCCUGCAGGGCCUGUGUUGGCCCAGAACAUUCACACUGUACGCAAUGCAUGAAUCCCGAGGAGAACCUUCAACCAGACACCAGCCUUGAGGAGAGGCCCAUUGGCAUCUGCUUACCUCAGUGCAGAGCCCGGUUCUACAGCAACGAAGGCAGGAUUUGCAAAGCGUGCCACUCUUCCUGCCUUUCUUGCACGGGGGGAUCUCCCGAGAACUGCACCGCUUGUGCCUCCCCUCAAGUCUUCCACGAAGGCCAGUGCGUCUCUGAGUGUCCUGAGGGAUGGUAUCAUCGAGAACGCCACUGCUAUGCCUGCCAUCCCUCUUGUAAGACGUGCAGCGGGCCUGGUGAUGAUGAAUGCACCGCUUGUCAUCCCCACGUCUCUUUCCUCAAUGGAAGAUGCAGAACUCCCUGCAGGAGAGAGCAAUACCUCAAUCUGGUGGGACACUGUGCGGAUUGCCAUCCGCUUUGUGAGUUGUGCGUCGCAGAUCUCCACACAGACAGAGGAAGCAUCUGUCUGAGGUGCCGUGAUACCCAUCACCUGCUUCUGAAGGACCACUGCGUUCCAGACUGCCCCGUGGGAUUUUACCAACUCGGAGGAGCAUGUCAGAAGUGUCAUCCUUCCUGUAAAACCUGCACAGGAGAAGGCCCUUUCUCCUGCACUUCCUGUGACCCCAACCUCGUCCUUUCUCAUGCUGGCUCAUGCCUCUCGGCCUGUUCCCUGGGAUUCUUUCAGGAUGAGAACCUUCAUUGCAAGCCUUGCAGUGACCCGUGUCUAAGCUGUGAUUCAAGAUCCCACUGUACUUCUUGCAAAGACCCAUCUAAAGUCUUACUGUUUGGAGAGUGCCAAUAUGAUAAAUGUCCAUCACAAUAUUUCCUCGAUUUGUCUACCAGGAUGUGCAGAGAGUGCGACUGGAGCUGCAACGUUUGCCACGGUCCCAACCGCACGGAUUGCCUGCAGUGCAUGGAGGGAUAUUUUCUCCAGCAAGGAGCUUGCGUUGAGCAUUGUCUGCCAGCAUUUUACAGGGAAUCGGAAACGUGUCAAAGAUGUGAUGAUGACCGCUGCCUCCAGUGUGAUGGGCCUGGGAAAUGUGUGCGCUGCCAGCCUCCGUUCCUGCUCCUGGAAUCCCAUUGUGUCUUGUCUUGUGGAAAGCAGUUCUACGGAGACCGUGGAGGGCAGAUAUGCCUAGCUUGCCCCCAGGGAUGCUUGGAGUGUGACGGUUCCACCAGCUGCCGAGUCUGUAAUUCCAGUACGUUCCUUCAGAAAGGCCUUUGUGUCGCUGACUGUGGGCGUGGCUUCUACAACGACCCCCAAAAUCGGCAGUGCAAAUCUUCUGGGCCUGCUCCUGGGUUCAAGGCCAAGAGCCUCCUCUUGGUUGGAAUCGGAGGGCUGAAACUUCUAGAUGGUUCCUUGCUGGAAGUAGAAAACGUAGAGGACUAUGGAGAAGGACUCCUCUUUCGCAUGGCAGCCCCUCCCACCAACGGCAGGCUGGUGGUCCUGGCUGAAGGCAAAGAAAGGGAACAGGACCGUUUCACCUGGGAAGACGUGAAGGAACAGCGUGUUUUCUUUCUCCACGACAAAACGAAAUCCAGGAAUGGCUCGUUUUUCCUGACACUCAGCUAUCAACAAUCUACAUCUGAGCCAGUAAUGUUCAGUGUUCAAGCUCUUUCAACUCAGUCUCCUUAUGUCCUCAAGAAUGAAGUUCUCUUUGUUAGCAAAGGAGAUGCUGGAACCAUCACCAACCACUUGCUUGAUAUCCAGGAUAGGGAUAAUCCUCAAGAUGUGACGGUGACUAUUUUAGACCCUCCAAAACAUGGGCAAUUAGUCAAACUUCCAGGAAAUGGCCCAUUGACUCUGCAUGUCUUCAGCCUUGAUGAACUUUCGGGAGGAUUCAUGCAUUACAUUCACGAUGGAUCUAACAGUUUGGAAGACACCGUGGUUCUGCAAGUGAGCGAUGGGUACCACGUUCAGAAUUUACUCUUUCGCAUCAAGAUUGAUCUAAAGACUAUUCCUAGCAGUGACCGUGGGAUUCCCCGCCUGGUUAUCAGCUCUACCGUCUGGGUCCCAGAGGGAGGCAUGUUGCAAAUCACAAAGAAAAAUCUGCAAGCUGAGAUGCUGGGGGCCAGUGAUUCUGCGAUCGUCUAUACAAUUAGGGACAAGCCACAAUAUGGUGAAGUGGUGUUUCUGGUUCCGAUGCCCGCCGAUGAUUCUGGAUUAGGAUGGCAGUCUUCGCCCAGUGGAGGUAAACCCACUCCAGCUACCACGUUUACCCAACAGGACAUCAACGAAGGCGUCAUUUGGUAUAGACACUCUGGAGCCGAGACAGAGAGCGACUCAUUCCGCUUCCAGGUCUCUGGUGCAGGUUUUCCACAGACCCGUCUUGAGACCCACUUGUUCAACAUUGCCAUCUUACCACCUAGCCUGGCGUCAUCUGGGUCCUCCUCCAGAUUUUCUUUUCAUAUGACGGCACUGGAAGAUCGUGUGACACCUAUUCGACCGCAUCACCUCCCUUUUGUCAACUCGCAAACUCCAAGUGAAGAAAUCACGUACAACGUGACUGUACCCUUGCCUCCAGAUCAAGGUAUGGUGGAGCACAGGGACAAACCAUCCAUCCCAGUAGCCUCUUUUACCCAAACUGACAUCAACAAUGGCAAAAUUGUCUACCGUCCACCUAGUGCUGGAUCACAUAUUAGGGAGCUGAUGGAAUUCUCCUUUGCUGGUCUUCCAGAAUCGAUUAACUUUCGUUUUACAGUGUCCGAUGGAGAACAUAUAAGUCCUGAGAUGGUGUUUACCAUCCACUUGCUUUCCACUGAUGAAGAGCCUCCAUUGUUCCAGAUUACUGCUCCGGUGCUUGAGGUCAGCCAAGGAGGCAGAGCUGCUAUUGGAAUCAAACUGACGUUGAGUGAUGCGCCCGUUGCCGCUGAGGAUCUCUUCUUUGAAGUGGUACAGCCUCCUCACCAUGGAGUUCUACUCAAACACAGCUCCGGAUUCCCAGUCCACAUGACCACCGGCGACAGUUUCACCUACGAGGAAGUCACCAGGAACUACUUGCAUUAUCUCCAUGAUGGCUCAUCCUCAGAAGAAGACAGCGUGGAAAUUUCAGUGACCGAUGGCACCACCAAAGACGCCAUUUUGCUCAAGGUGGAAGUAACCCCAGUCAACGUCAAUGGGCCAAGGCUGGAUCCGAGCUGCUCGCUGAGUAUCACUGUGGCUGGCAAAAGCUCUGCAAUCAUCACUCGAUCCCACUUUGCUUAUACUGAUAACAAUUCCCAGGAUUCUGAGAUAAGGAUUCAGCUAAUUUCUCUUCCUAUGUACGGCAGUCUUAUGUGGACAGUCUUUGGACAGCAUUUGGAUGAGUCUCCGGAGGUCUAUAAUUUCACAAUGGAAGACAUUAACAAUCAAAGAAUCAGAUAUUUCACCGAGCUUGAAACUGGGGUCAAUCAGCCAAUCACAGAUGUCUUCUACUUCUCUGUGGUCGAUGCUGACAACAAUCAGCUUGAUAGCCAGAUGUUCGCCAUUACUAUCACAGCAGCCCAAAGUGUGCCUCCAGUUGUUACCUUUUCUGACCAAAUAACGGUAGAAGAAGGGGGACAAACACCGCUCCAGCCUCACCACUCCCUGGGUCUUGGUGAAGAAGGCCUGGUUGUCAAAAUCACAAGUCUUCCAAAAUAUGGGUACAUUGAAAACACCAGGACAGGCAGACGCCUCGGUUUUGGAAACACGGAAAGUUCUGAUUUUUCUUUCUCACUUCAAGAUGUGUUGGAGAACCGUAUUUAUUAUUUUCAGAACGUCCAUGAAAGUAUUGAACCAUCAAUGGACACCUUUAGUUUUUAUAUCAGUGAUGGCUUCAGCCAAUCAGAAAUCAGCAGUGUCAACAUUACUAUUAAGCGCCUGAAUGAUGAACCACCUCAGGUACAAGUGACCCCUAUCAGUGUGCGUGAAAAGACAGGAGUAGUGAUUCGAAAUUCCUCCUUGAGGCUAAGGGACUUGGACACUCCUAAUGACCUUCUGGUUUUCAUGGUAACCAAGGCACCCGUUCAUGGGUAUCUGUACAGAAGAGAAUCUCCCCUGCAUUCUCUGGAGAAUGGACAAGCUCUCUCUGAGGGAUCCACUUUCACCUAUCACGAUGUUCUGGAUGAACUGAUCAUUUAUAAAUUGAACAGUUUGGUAGCCCAAAGUGACGAGUUCCAAUUUUCACUCUCCGACGGCCUCCACGUUGAGACAGGGAAAAUGGAGUUUGUUGUAACCUCACCAAGGAUGGACCUUCCCAGAUUAGUCGUGAACAGAGGCCUACAACUCUCUGCUGGAUCUGUGGCAGUCAUUACAACCCAGCAUUUAAGAGCCAUAGAUCCUGAUUCAGAUGACCUGUCUAUCAAAUAUAUCAUGAAGAAGGACCCAACCUGUGGAUUGUUGCACUUGCAUAAAAGAGAUUCUUUGAUCCAGAUCUCCACUCAGGGACCAGCUAAAAGCUUUACCCAGGCAGAAAUAAACAAAGGACAAGUAGAAUACAGCCAUGAGAAAGGAGAAGCAGUUGGGACCUUUAUUUUUGUUUUUGAUGUGGCAGAUGGAGAGGGAAACAAAGUGACAGACCUGGCAUUUUCAAUUAACGUAACAGGGGAUCGAUUGCCUCUGUCCAUCACUGUCAACACUGGGCUAACCCUGGACGAAAACUCUGUGAAAAUAAUCACCCCUUUGGAGUUGUCAGCCAAGAAGCAGGGUGAAGAAUCCAGCAAUCUCCUCUACAGGAUUAUUAAACAGCCCCAGUUGGGACAUUUGGAGCACACGGCAUUACCAGGCAGAAGGAUUAGUUCCUUCCAACAAGCAGACCUUAUCUCCCACAGCAUCCACUACAUCCAUACAAGCGAGGCUGAAGAACAUGCUGACAUGUUCACUUUCACCAUUUCAGAUGGCCAUCAGGAGGUGACCCAGAAUUUUGAAAUCACCAUUAAUCCGGUGGAUGAUUCUUUGCCCGUGGUGCAGACUGCUGGCCUGACUGUGCAGGAAGGAGUACGGAAAUCCAUCACAGAAUUUGAUCUCAAAGCCACCGAUGCGGACACAGAGGCCAAGUCUGUUACCUUCAGCAUUGUGCAGCCCCCGCGCCAUGGCCAGCUUGAGCGCACCGUUGAUGGCCAUCAUUACCAACAGGCCCAUGCCUUCUCCAUGGAGGAUGUCUUCCACAACCGGAUCAGUUACAGUCACGACGGGAGCAAUUUUUUAGAAGACCGUUUCACUUUUACGGUGUCCGAUGGAACCAAUCCCUUUUUUGUGGUGGCAAAGGAUGGGAAAGAGGUUGUGACUGCUGUGCCCCAGUGGUUUAGAGUAGAAAUCCUCCCUGUGGAUGAUGGGCUUCCAAGAAUUGUCACUAAUUUGGGUCUUCAGUGGUUGGAAUAUAUGAAUGGCAAGCCAAAAAACCUCAUCACUAAGAAGGAGCUGUUGACUAUGGACCCCGAUACAGAAGACAACCACUUGAUCUAUGAAAUAACAACGGGACCCAAAUAUGGUUACGUGGAGAAGAAAUUGCAGCCGGGAAGGAUGGUGACUACCUUUACACAAGAGGACGUGAAUUUGGGAUUGAUCCAAUACGUGCUACAUGAAGAGAAUAUUCAAAGGACAGAAGAUAGUUUUCAAUUUCUGGUGAAGGACAGCAAACCGAGCAUUGUCACUGAUAAUAUCUUCCAUAUUCAAUGGUCCCUUAUCAGCUUUCAACAUAUGAGCUACAACAUCAGUGAAAAGGCCGGUUCCAUCAGUGUGGCUGUGAAGAGAGCAGGAAACCUCAAACAAUAUGCUAUUGUCCUGUGCCGUACCGAACAGGGAACGGCCACCUCCGGUUCAAGUUCUCAGCCAGGGGAACAGGACUACCUUGAAUAUGCUAGCCAGGUGCAGUUUGAUGAAUGGGAAGACUUCAAAACCUGCACCAUUGUUAUCAAUGACGACGAUGUCUUUGAGGGGGUAGAAAGCUUCACCGUUGAGCUGAGUAUGCCAGCCUAUGCCUUGCUGGGGGACAUGACUGAAACCCAAGUCUUCAUUAACGAUGCAGAAGAUGAGCCCACCCUGCAGUUUGACAAAAAGGUCUACCACACCAGUGAGAGUGCCGGCAUCCUAUCUGUCCCCAUUGAAAGGAAAGGAGAUUCUAGCAGCAUCGUCUCUGCCAUAUGCUACACCGUCUCCCAAACGGCCAAAGGCAGCAGCACAUACGCCCUGGAGUCUGGCUCAGACUUUAAGUCCCGGGGAAUGUCCAAUGAGUACCGGGUCGUCUUGGGGCCUGGUGUCACAAUGACAACUUGCGAUGUGAAGCUGGUUGACGACAGCGAAUACGAAGAGGAGGAAGAAUUUGCCGUUGCUCUCACCGAUGCAUCCGAGAAUGCUCGCCUCGGAAGCAUCGCGUCGGCUAAAGUUCUGAUCAGCGGUCCCAAUGAUGCUUCUACUGUAUCGCUCGGAAGUGCAACUUUUAGCAUUAGCGAGGAUGCAGGGAUUAUCGAAAUCCCAAUUACGAGGCACGGGUCUGAUCUCUCCACUCCUACCUCUGUCUGGUGCGCUACUCGGACCUCAGAUCCACCAUCUGCUACUCCGGGAUUUGAUUACAUUCCCAGCUCCAAGAAGGUUGAAUUUCGUCCAGGGAGAACUGAGGAGUAUUGCACCUUGACUAUUCUGGAUGAUGCCCAGUCCCCAGUGAUUGAAGGGGUGGAGACCUUUGUGGUCUAUUUGAGUUCCCCUCAAGGAGCAGAGCUGGCCAAACCUUUUCAAGCGGUGGUGGCCAUUAAUGACACCUUCCAGGAUGUACCAAACAUGAAGUUCAGUAAAGAUAUCUACUCUGUGAAAGAGAAGGACCGUGUCCUACAGGUUCCUGUUAUCCGUUCUGGAGACUUAAGCUACGAAUCUUCAGUCAGGUGCCAUACCCAGAGUCAGACCGCGAGAGUCAUGGAGGAUUUUGAGGAAAGGAGAAACACUGAAGAAUCGCGCAUCACAUUUUUGAAAGGGGAGAAGGUAAAGAACUGCACUAUCAUUAUUAAGGAUGACUCUGCCUUUGAACCGGAGGAGAGAUUCCGGAUAUAUCUGAGUGAACCCCAAGGAAACCACUGGAGUGGGGCUACUGUUGGGAAAAGCAACAUGGCUUCUGUAGUUAUUUCCAACGAUGAAGAUGCUCCCACCAUUGAGUUUGAAGAAAUUGGGUACCAGGUCCGUGAACCCCCUGGACCGGAAGGUGUUGGCUUCUUAAACGUUAAGGUGAUCCGGACAGGAGAUCAAAAUAGGACCUCGAAAGUUCGCUGCAGCACCCGGGACGGUUCGGCUCAGUCUGGAAUUGAUUAUUACCCAAAGAGUCGAGUCCUCAAGUUUAACCCUG
Messenger RNA from Protobothrops mucrosquamatus (brown spotted pit viper), 7488 nucleotides. RefSeq names its product Fraser extracellular matrix complex subunit 1 (gene FRAS1). Gene Ontology annotation, cellular component: membrane. Gene Ontology annotation, biological process: cell communication. The annotation marks the transcript as partial. NCBI's taxonomy places the organism in Eukaryota, Metazoa, Chordata, Lepidosauria, Squamata, Viperidae. The transcript is spliced from 46 exons. The record is from RefSeq and is a predicted model, not a curated record.